AUGGCCGACACAACCCAAAAGCCGGAUGCCACCAGCGCAGCGCAAGCUCGUCAGGUCAUCAAUGUUUUUCAUGAGAUUUCUACUUUGCUUAACGCCGAACUCGAUCGCGGAACCCUAAGUAUAUGUAUAAGUCUCAUCGAAAACGGCAUUAAUCCGGAAGCGCUUGCUACGGUGGUAAAGGAAUUGAGGAAGGAUGCGGAUGAGGUGAAGAAACGGAUUGCUGAGGGGGGUGUGGGGGAGGUGGAGUGA
Sclerotinia borealis F-4128 is the source of this 249-nucleotide messenger RNA. The record is from the annotation of a GenBank genome assembly. Lineage: Eukaryota; Fungi; Ascomycota; Leotiomycetes; Helotiales; Sclerotiniaceae.